This is a messenger RNA of Saccostrea cuccullata (small rock oyster), 3483 nucleotides long. Its product is annotated as protein mono-ADP-ribosyltransferase PARP15-like. The transcript is spliced from 9 exons. Bases 123 to 2405 code for a protein of 760 amino acids. Gene Ontology annotation, molecular function: NAD+-protein mono-ADP-ribosyltransferase activity; transcription corepressor activity; NAD+ poly-ADP-ribosyltransferase activity. Lineage: Eukaryota; Metazoa; Mollusca; Bivalvia; Ostreida; Ostreidae. The record is from RefSeq and is a predicted model, not a curated record. Gene Ontology annotation, cellular component: nucleus; cytoplasm. Gene Ontology annotation, biological process: protein poly-ADP-ribosylation; negative regulation of gene expression.
UAGUAGUAGAUAUUUUUAAAUGCAAGUCGGAACUUCCCUUCGUGGAAAUUUUCAUCUACUUUUGGUUUAAAUUUCCAUCAACUUUUCAUGCCAAGAGGAAGACUGACAAGUGAAAUGAUAAAAUGGCGCGAAGAAUAACCAGAUCAGCAUCGUCCGGAAAUCUGCUAGAAGCAGACGACGGAAGCUCAAAAGCGCCACCUCUUGACGAGGAUGAUGACCUGAAGAGUAGUUUUCUCCCUGGCUUACUAGGGAGAAGGAAGAAAAGACUUCCAUCUGAAAAGCCAAAGGAUUGCCAAGCAAGGAUUGGGCGAGUAAAAGUCACUUUGAAAAAAGGGUUAGUUUACGAAGAGGAGGUUGACGCAAUCGUCAACAGUACUUCACAAACAUUAACACUGGACGCGGGAAACGCCUCGCGAGCUAUGUUACAAAAAGCCGGACGCUCUAUUCAACAGGAAUGCACGCGAAAAUAUCCGGACGGAAUCAAGUUUGGAGAACUGGCAGAAACUGGAGGCGGAGAGUUGUACUGUGGAUAUAUAUUCCAUGGAUGUCUGAAGUAUUGGAGAGCAGAAGAAAGUAAUUCAGUGGAGCAGACUCUUACAGAUUUUGUUACCAAGUGUCUUGAGAGGGGAGAUCAAUUGCAAAUUAAUUCGAUCGCCAUUCCUGCACUGGGCACAGGUUUUCUACAGUUUCCCGCUAAAGUCGUUGUUUGUCGUCUGCUUCAAUGUGUAAAAGACUUUGAAAUGAGACAUAAAUCAACGACUGUUUUGGAUAUACGCUUCGUUAUAUUCCCUAAGGAUACCAAAACGUUUGAAGACUUCGAAAAUGAAUUCAAUCGUUAUUCGUAUACUAUAUACCAAAAGCCAACUUUGCAAGGAGUUUUACCUUCCAAACCAAAAGAUAUUGAAUAUUCUCUUGAAAAUCUGACGGUGAAGCUUGUCUCUGGAUGUCUAGUGGAACAGAAGGUUGAUGUCAUUGUUGAGGCCCUACCUCCAUAUAGAAAGCCUGGGUCCACCAGAUCGUCUAGAGCUAUCGUUAAGGCUGGUGGUCCCGGUAUAGAAAGGGAAUUCACCAAAGCGUUCCCGGUGGGAAUAGACGUGGGUGAUGUAGAAUCUAUCGGAGGUCAUAAUCUUCAAAACGUUAAAAAUGUGUACUUCGGGGCCCUGCCAAGGUAUGCUGUUAAGGAAGGGGAUCAAAACCAGCAGGCACUGGUAUUAACGGUUCAACUUUCUUUGAUGAAACUACAAGAAGAUGGUUAUAAAACCAUUGCAAUUCCAACACUUGGUGUUGGAGACUUAAAAUUUCCUCCGAGGAUAUCGGCCAUGAAAAUCUUUUCUUCUAUCAAAGAAUACAGCACAGCCAACAAAGACUCAAAAAUAGAUACAGUUUAUGUAGUAGUGGACAUAAGAGAUUCAGAGUUUCUAAAUAUAUGGAAGGAAUUUGAAAGAGAAAUAAAUAAGAUAGCACCUCCAAAGAUGAAAAAUAAGGCCCCAAUAAUAAUAGAACCAAAACCCAAACCUCCACCAGUUCGGGGAUCACGUGACUGGUUCUCCAUGAUGUACGAGGAGGAGCUUUGUGUUCCGUCCUAUUGGACUGAUUAUAAAGGAGGAGAAAAGAUUAAGGUCUGUAAACGGCGGAACAGACGACAUCCCUACAGCCUUGUCAACGUCGACCAGAAUACAAAGGAUCUGGUCGUUAACAUCGUAGAGAAGACUUGGGAAUCUCACAAUGUAGGAAAGGGGGCCGAUGCAAAGGGCUUGGAUAUGCUUUUCUACAACAAUAUUCGAAUUACCAAAGUAGAACGUGUGGAGAAUCUAGAUUUAUAUGAGAGUUAUGUUCAGGAAAGACAAAGGUUCUUUGACAAAGCAAGAGCCAGAGGCGGUCCAUUUCCUUUAGGAACUCUUCCAAAAUCAUCCGGCGAAAUCAAAACUACCUCUAUUCUGAAAUCAAACAAAACCAGCACUUCUUUUCUGUCGGACAUUUAUCCAGAAAUCAAUGAACAUUACGUUUUUCACGGGACAUUAGCAGAAACUUUAGAUUCUGUUCUGACACAAGGAUUAGAUUGUAGAAUGUCUAGAGGUACCGCUAUGUUUGGACAGGGGGCAUACGGUGCCGAGAGUUCAACAAAAGCUGAUCAGUAUGUAGACAAGAAAGAAAACAGAAAGAAAAUUCCUCAUCAGAUGCUGCUAGUUCGCAUGUGUUUGGGAGACGUAUGUCUGUAUGAUUUCCCUGUAGCUCACAGACGAGCGCCAUGUAAGAAGUGUAGAAAGGACAACUGCACUACUCACAAACCUAAAGACUUCUAUGAUUCUGUUGUUGGGGAUGGGAAGUGGUUGUUCAGGGAAUUCAUUGUGUAUGACAAGCGUCAGACAUACCCUGAAUAUCUCAUCACCUACGAACGUGCAUAAAACUACACCAUACUAUUUUUUCAAACCUGAAUGUGUUGACAAGAAAUUGAAAAUUACAACUGAGUCUGUUCAUUUGAAUGAAGCAAAAUUUAUUAAAAAAUUUACAUAAAAAUAAAUCAGUUGUGGCUUUUAGCUUCACAUUCAGAUAUACCAAAUAAUGUCAACAAUAUUAAGUUGAUUCCUUUCAUAUGUCAACUCGAUGCACCCCUGUGAACCCGAAAUGAAAAAAAAGCUACAGAGUAUUCUGCUUUCCAUAUUUGGGUGUUUAUAUGACUAAGGAUGAGCCCAUCUUUAAAAAUGGUUUGCCCUCUCCCGACAGACUGGCUAAAAGUGACCCAACUACAAACUUUGUUCAACUUUCAAGAACACGAUAUUUUUUCUGCUUAAGCCAACAGAAUUCCCCCUACCUACCGACACAAUUUUGGUGAGUCGGGAGCGAGCAUUCAGACGCUUUUUAUAGAUGGCCUGUCAAAGGCCAAACAAUAAAUAAACCACCUGAGAGAAACAUAAGAGACAGAUCCUGUGGUGUCUUAUGUCAAGCUGACUUGGAUAUAUCUAACUGACAUAAUAUGUCAUAUUAUGAAUGGGUGUAACCAUUGCUAAUUAUAUAAUAUACAGUCGAGGCCAUCUUUAAAAAAUAAUGUUUGUCUGCCCUAUCCCGACCCAAGGUAAAAAAAAAUGGAUUGGUAGAUAGUUGCGUAAAUCUACCUGGUCGGUAGGGAGAGGACCAACAACCAAUUUGUUAGAGAUGGUACGAUAUAAAUAAAGGUAUCAAGAGUAAGAUCAAUUUCUAAAAACCGAGGCAGUCUACUGACAGAUGAACUGAUGAUGCAAGGAUUUCAUUACAUAUUUAUUUAUGUUCUUUUAGACCCCCAUUUUAAAAACUUUUACUCUUAUAGAAAUGUUGCCAUGAGAUCGUGAAGGGUCGCAAAUUUCACUUCAGAGUGCUGAAUGCUUGGUGAAGAAGCAGUUGCUACUAUUAUUUUUUAUUGACCUAGGUCAGUUUCGACUGGGGUUUGAAACCACUACCUUCCCGUCAUGAAGCGAGCUCUUCAAAACCCCCUUUAAAGUCAAUAAU